Aspergillus steynii IBT 23096 is the source of this 2964-nucleotide messenger RNA. It is a transcript of the gene ura7, whose product is annotated as small subunit rRNA maturation protein UTP4. Gene Ontology annotation, cellular component: small-subunit processome; 90S preribosome; t-UTP complex. Gene Ontology annotation, molecular function: RNA binding; protein binding. Gene Ontology annotation, biological process: maturation of SSU-rRNA from tricistronic rRNA transcript (SSU-rRNA, 5.8S rRNA, LSU-rRNA). Bases 1 to 2964 code for a protein of 987 amino acids. The record is from RefSeq and is a predicted model, not a curated record. Lineage: Eukaryota; Fungi; Ascomycota; Eurotiomycetes; Eurotiales; Aspergillaceae. The transcript is spliced from 3 exons.
AUGGAUAUCCACCGCUGUCGUUUCGUCCCCUAUAACCCGCAAGCGAUCAAUGCGCUCGCCUUCUCGCAUCCUCCCUCCGCGGAACUCGCCGGACGAGGUGUCCCGACGCUUCGACUCGCGAUCGGUCGCGCAAACGGCGACAUCGAGAUCUGGAACCCCCUGCGCGGCGCCUGGUUCCAGGAGACGGUUCUGCGCGGCGGAAAGGACCGCAGCAUCGAGGGCCUCGUCUGGACGCUCGAUCCCCAGGACACCGCUGCCGACGGCUCCAAAACGCCCGGUAAGCUGCGCCUCUUCAGCAUCGGCUACUCGACCGCCGUCACCGAGUGGGAUGUCGAGCAGGGCAAGCCCCUGCGGCACUCGAGCGGCAACUACGGCGAGAUCUGGUGUCUGGCGGCCCAGCCGAGGUGGCAGCCCACGCAGCGCGGGAAGGACGGGAAGUGGCUCCCCCCUGCGGAGGGCGAAUUUACGGGCCAGCAUCUGGCGGCGGGGUGUGCCGAUGGGUCGAUUGUGAUUAUGUCGACGGCGGAUGAGGAGCUGAAGUUUUUGAGGCUGAUGAGGCCGUCGACGAAGAGGGCUAGGGUGUUGAGUGUGACGUUCCAGAAUCGGAAUACCAUCGUGGCGGGGUAUGCGGAUAGCUCGAUUCGCCUGUUUGAUAUUCGCAAUGGCCAGCAGCUGCGCACGAUGUCGCUGGGUAAGGGCCCGACGGGCGGUUCGAAGGAGUUGUUGGUUUGGUCGGUGAAGUGUCUGCCGGAUGGCACGAUCGUGUCGGGUGACUCGGCGGGUGAGAUCCGGUUCUGGGAUGGGAAGAACUACUCCCUUAUUCAGCGGUUGCAGGGCCAUCUGGCGGAUACGCUGGAUGUUGCUGUGAGCGCUAAGGGUGAUACCGUGAUCAGUGGAGGCGCGGACCAGAGGACUGUGGUCUACAGGAAGAAAGACGCGGAGAAGAAGGGCGACAAGAAGGCUCGAUGGGCUGAGGUCAUGCACCGUCGGUACCAUACCCACGACGUGAAGACCUUUGCUGUCUACGAGACGAAGGAUAUCAGUUUUGUUGUGUCGGGAGGACCUGAUGCGUCUCCGGUCAUUCUACCGCUGCGGGAAUUCGGAAAGGAACACCACAGGAAGCUGUCGACCCUACCGCAAGUCCCCCAGCUUGCCUCCUCGCCUUCUUCGCGACUCGUCAUGAGCUUCUGGGAUCGGGAGGUCAGCAUCUGGCGCCUGUCUCGUGGCCCUACGUCCGCGCACGAAACACCGGAUGGUCAGAGGCACCGGCUGGUCGGGAAGGUCCUGAUUCAGGGCGAAGAGAACAUCACCUCCGCUAUGCUAUCCUCCGACGGAAAGAUCUUGGUUGUUGCGACGGCAUCUACCGUAAAAGCGUUCUCUGUUCGCCGGCGCAAGGGCGACGAGAAAGGAAUCCUACGCAUACAGAAACUGGACAUCCCAUCCGAUCUCGCGGACGAGGGAGCCCGUGUCGUUACCGUCUCCCCCGACAGCCGGUGGAUCUCGGUCGUCCGCCCGAACAGCGAUGUCUACCUGGCCAGAAUCAUGCCGGCUUCUUCGCCGCAAGAAAAGCCCCAGGUUCUUCCCCAGCUCGUCAAGCUCAACCGGGCGAAUCGUCACACCCGCCACGAGAAAGCUUCCCACGGUACUCUCGGCAACUACGAGCGGGCGAUCCGAUGCGCUGUCUUCUCCGAUAACAGCAGAGUCCUCGCGGUUGGAGACCUGUCUGGAUGUGUGGACUCCUGGUCAUUGGAAAGCGCGGAGGAAUCGACGGAGAAAUCCGCCCUGAAGCGCAAUGCUGCGGCUGACUCGGAUGACGACGACUCUGACGAUGAAGACGAGCAGCCCAUCAUUGAGGGCGAGCGCUGGCACCUCACUGCUGCCGAGUCGCCCAUUCCUCGUCUCAAGUCCGGAGUCGCCCUGCUAUCCUUCCGUCCCUCCAACACAGCUGCAACGAAGCAACUGACCAACGGAGCCGCUAAGCCGAACGAGAGCCUGCUCAUGGCGCUCACAAGCGAGCACCAACUGGUUGAGUUUGACGCCCUUGAGGGCAAACUUUCAGACUGGUCACGGAGAAACCCCAAGGCCUACCUCCCCGCAGAGUUCCAAGGCGUCAAGGACCGCGCCAUGGGCUGCCUAUGGGACAUGAACGAGGAGCGGGAACGCCUCUGGCUCUACGGCACCUCCUGGCUCUGGAUGUUCGACCUCAACCAGGACUUCCCGUCCUCGGAAGAGCUCGACGCGUCCGCCGACACCCAAGACGACGGCACGACCAACCCGCAGGCCACUCCGUCCAAGUCCUCCGCCGCGCUCAACAAGCGCAAACGCGAUCCCUUCGAGGACACCACCGAGAACGGCCGCAAGAAGCCCAACACCGGCGCCGGUGACCGCAUCCCCCUCGCCCAGUCCGACGUCUUCGUCGCCCCGAGAAUGCGCAAGAUCACCGGCCCCGACGACUCCCACAGCGAAUGGGUCUCCCUGGACAAGGAACGCCCUCGGGACCCCAACGACGACGAGGACAACGCCGACAACGACGAGUCCUACACCACCGCCCAGGACGCCCAGUUCGCCCGUCUCCGCCGCACCGCGCUCCAGGACCACAACGAGGAGACCGACCCCCACACCCCCCGCAAGAAGCGCCUCUCUAUCGGCCUCAAACACAUCGUCAACUCCUUCGCCGAUACCCCCGCGCCCAAGAAGUCCGCCGACGUCGGCGCCCUGGUCGCCGCCGACCCGGCCAAAUCCCAAUCCGGCCGCCGCUGGUGGCACACGUACAAGUACCGUGACAUCAUGGGCAUCGUGCCCCUCUCUUCUUUUUCUGCUUCUGCAUCCUCCGCCCUCACCGAUGACGAUGACAAAUCCGAAGACGACGACGACGCUGCCGCGGGUAUUCUGGAAGUCGCCGUCGUGGAAAGACCAAUGUGGGACGUUGAAUUGCCCGGCCGAUACGUCCGGGAUUAUGAAUGA